Molecule: messenger RNA, 372 nt
Organism: Pseudomyrmex gracilis
Lineage: Eukaryota; Metazoa; Arthropoda; Insecta; Hymenoptera; Formicidae
Exons: 1
Coding region: 1-372 (123 amino acids)
Molecular function (GO): nucleic acid binding
Source: RefSeq, a predicted model, not a curated record
AUGGCCGACUUACCUAAGCAGCGGGUGACUCCAACGAGGCCAUUUCAGCAUACCGGGGUGGACUACACUGGGCCAAUCAUGCUCAGAACGACUCCGGGUCGCGGCCACAAGUCCUACAAGGCGUUCAUUGUCGUGUUUGUCUGCAUGAGCACCAAGGCGGUGCAUUUAGACGUUGCCUCGGACUACUCGGCCAAUGCCUUCCUAGCUGCAUUCCGCAGAUUUACAGCUUGCAGAGGGCUGUGUCAAACGCUGUACAGCGACUGCGGAACCAAUUUUAUCGGUGCGGACUCUCAAUUGCGUUCAUUGUUCACCGCAGGUAACAAGGAGGCACAGCUCAUCGCGAAUCAGCUUGCCACCGACCGAGUGCAUUAG